GGUUAGCAAGAACAGAGGCUGCUGCGUCUCCGCCACUCAAGCUAUUAGUCACCAACAAAUUCUGUGGAAUAAACCCAAUAUUUCUCUAUCUUUGGAUACUGGAUAUUUUUCUUGGAAAGUUUUGGAAUCAAAUAGCCGACACGCGAUACUUAAAGUCCGUCUAGAGAGGUGAUACAACUUGAUUAAAGCGUCUAAUGUACUGAACGAAACGGAAGUAACUUGCCAGCUGUCUGGCUAAGCUCCUGAGUGUCUGAAUGCCAACUCUGUGGGUGAUGGAGUUAGGCAGGCAACUCUGUGGGAAGAUGAGGCGGUCCAAUAAGCGGGCCCAACUCUCCUCUUCUCCUACUUCCAUUCGGGGCUUGGAGAUCCACUUUUACACAGAUGAGGCGCUCCAGAUAGACUACUUCAAAGGCUGCUACACUGCGUUGGAGCUCUGUGUGGAGGCUGCUAAGAAAUGCUCAAUCUCUCCCUUGUGCCAUAACCUAUUUGCCCUGUAUGAUGAGACAAAUGCCACCUGGUACCCCCCCAACUAUGAGUUCAAGAUCACAGAUGAAACCAGUGUCAAGUUGCACUAUCGCAUGAGAUUUUAUUUCAGAAACUGGCAUGGCACCACUGAAGGAGAGUCUCCAGUUUGGAGACACUGCCUCAGUAAACUCAAAGGAGGACCAAGCCCGAAGAAAACACCAGAAGGAACUCCCCUACUGGAUGCUGCCUCUCUCGACUACCUGUUUGCCCAGGGCCAGCAUGACUUUGUGACAGGUGUGGUUCCUCUGAGGAUGUCCAACUCAGAGGCAGAGCAACACGAGAUAGAAAAUGAGUGUUUGGGCAUGGCUGUGCUUGCUAUCACUUAUUAUAAUAAGGAUAUGGAUAUGCCCAUGCCAACUGCUUCCCAUGAAAUCAGCUACAAACGCUUCAUCCCGGAGUCGCUGAACCGCAACAUUAAGCAUCGCAACUUCCUGACACGCAUCCGCAUCAACAACGUCUUCAAGAAAUUCCUCAGUGAAUUCAACCGCCGCACAAUGAAGGACAGCAACAUCACGCAGUACGACCUGAAGAUCAAGUACCUGGCCACACUGGAGGGCCUGACCGGCGGCCUGGGCAGCGAGCUCCUUGAGCCCGUCUCGCUCAGUGUAAUGCAGGAAGGAGAUCUCUGCAAUGGAGGUUACUAUGGAUACUGCAACCCGAGCCAAGGGCAGAGCCAGAGUCAGAACAUGAAGACGAGCCAUGACAUGCAGGUCCUGGUUACAGGAACCGCUGGCAUUUCCUGGAGGAAGAAGCCUGCUACAACGCCUCUGAGCGCCAAAGAAAAGGGCAAGUCAAAGAAGAACAAGUUGGAUGAAAAACUGAAAAAUGACAAAAAGAAUGAGGCGAACGACGACUGGGUGGUGUUCUGUGACUUCCAUGAGAUCACACACACUGUCAUCAAAGAAGCGACGGUCACCAUCUUCAGACAGGACAACAAGAGGAUGGAGUUGCAUAUGGCUUACAGGGGUGAGGCUCUGUCCUUCGCAGCCCUUGUGGAUGGGUACUUCAGGCUGACAGUGGAUGCCCACCACUUCCUGUGCAAGGAGGUGGCCCCUGCUUCAGUGGUGCACAACAUCAACAACGGCUGCCACGGACCCAUCUGCACGGAGUAUGCCAUCCACAAGCUGCGUCAGGAGGGCAACGAGGAGGGCACCUACAUCCUGCGCUGGAGCUGCACUGACUACCAGUACAUCAUCAUCACUGUGGUCUGCAAUGAGAUCGACCUGAGGGAGUCUCGUCCCGUGCGUCAGUAUAAGAACUUCCAGAUCGAGGUGGCCCCCACUGGGUUCCGCUUGUACGGCACUGAGACGGUUCGGGCCACUCUCCUUGAGCUGCUGGAGCACCUGGAGGGCCAAAGCCUUCGCACCGACAACCUCCAGUUCCAGCUGCUGCGCUGUUGCCCUCCACAGCCUAGAGAGAUUUCUAACCUGCUGGUGGUCACUAAAGAUAGAGCACCGGCCCCUCAAACACCCAUGCAGGAGAGUCAUCUCAGCUUCCAUCGCAUUCUCAAGGAGGAGAUUAAACAGGAGGAGCACCUUGGCCGGGGCACAAGAACCAACAUCUACUCAGGCUCACUGACGGUGAAGAGUGAGGAGGAGGAGGAUGAUGUAGGUUACUCAUCCUUCCAGGAGGUCAAGGUGGUCCUGAAGGUGCUGGGUUCUGGACACAGGGACAUCUCCAUGGCCUUCUUUGAAACAGCCAGCAUGAUGCGACAAGUCUCCCAUAAACACAUAGUGCUGCUGUAUGGAGUGUGUGUUCGCCAUCAGGAGAAUAUCAUGGUUGAGGAGUUCGUCCAGCUAGGACCACUGGACUUGUUUAUGAGGAGACAGCAGAGCCCACUCGGCACACCGUGGAAGUUCCAGGUGGCCAAGCAGCUGGCCUCAGCUCUGAGCUACUUGGAGGACAAAAAGCUGGUCCAUGGCUUUGUGUGUUCUAAAAACAUCCUGCUGGCCAGAGACGGACUGGACGCCGAUGAAGGAGGGCCCUUCAUCAAGCUCAGCGACCCAGGAAUACCGAUCACAGUACUCACCAGAGAGGAGUGUGUUCAUCGUAUCCCAUGGAUCGCUCCCGAGUGUGUGAAGAGCAUGUCCUCCCUGAGCAUCGCAGCUGACAAGUGGGGCUUUGGUACCACCCUGUGGGAGAUCUGCUAUGAUGGAGAAGAACCCCUCAAAGACAAGAAGCUCACAGAGAAGGAGAGAUUCUAUGAAACUGAGUACCAACUGGCCACCCCAGACUGCAGAGAGCUGGCUGAACUGAUGACCCACUGCAUGAACUACGACCCCAAGAAGAGACCUUUCUUCAGGGCUAUCGUCAGAGACAUAGACAUGCUAGAGGAAAAGAACCCAUCCAUCAUACCCCAGCCUACACAAGACGUGGACCCAACUGUGUUUGAAAAGAGAUUCUUAAAGAGAAUCAGAGAUCUGGGCGAGGGCCACUUUGGUAAAGUGGAGCUGUGUCGCUAUGAUCCUCGGGGAGAUAAAACAGGUGAGCUGGUGGCCGUGAAGUCCCUGAAGCCUGAGAAGAGUGAAGAGCAGAGCAACAACCUCUCGAGUGAGAUCGACAUCCUGAAGGCACUCUACCAUAAAAACAUCGUCAAAUACAAGGGCAUCUGCCAAGAGGAAGGUGGUCAGGCCAUUAAGCUGAUCAUGGAGUACCUUCCACAGGGCAGUUUGAAGGACUAUCUUCCCAGAAACAAAAGCAAGACCAGCCUCAGCACCCUGCUCAGCUACUCCAUCCAGAUAUGCAAGGGAAUGGAGUAUCUUGGAUCUCAAAAUUACAUCCACCGGGACCUGGCUGCCAGAAAUGUGCUGGUGGAGAACGAGAGGACGGUGAAGAUCGGCGAUUUCGGCCUCACCAAGAGCAUCAAGGACAACGAGUUAUAUUACACCGUCAAAGACGAAAACGACAGCCCCGUUUUCUGGUAUGCUCCAGAGUGUCUGACUCACUGUAAGUUCUACCUCGCUUCAGACGUUUGGUCCUUUGGGGUGACGAUGUUCGAACUCAUCACUUACUGCGACUCCUCCAAGAGCCCGAUGGCGCUCUUCCUCUCUAUAAUUGGUAAAACUCAAGGUCAGAUGACCAUCAUCCGAUUGGUGAAGGUGUUGGCAGAUGGGGAGAGGUUGCCACGUCCUGAGGGCUGUCCUGAACCUGUGUACGAGCUGAUGUGCAAGUGCUGGGAGCAAAAGCCAGAGAAGAGAAUCACCUUUAUGCGCCUGGUGGAGGAGCUGACCAACAUGCAGCAGCAGCUCCAACCACAAAACGACAUUUAAACGGCCUCAGACUGUUUGAGACUCUGGGAGUGAAGUUGACUUCUGCGUGCAGACUCGGGACCAGAUGCCAACGGCAAAACUGACCCCAGAUCAGCAUCUGCAGCUUCAUUUCACUGAGAGACGGUCCUGAAGGAUCAGAGCGUCACACUCUCACAUAAACCUUCCACAACCAUGAAAAAACUUUUAAGUCCCAUCAGUUAUUUUAGUCCGCCAUAUUUGUAUUUCUCAUGUUUGUUAUACUUUUCUGAUAUUUUCUAAUUUUAGUUUUUUUUAUUUGUAUUUGUAUUUUGGAUGAAACGAGUAAAUCCCGUCAGAUCUUGUAGCCGUGGCCUAUGCUAACUGUGCCCUUAUAUCUAACAAAGGACUUCCAAGUAUAUCGAAGGGAUUUAACUGUAACUCUCUGCUCUUAAUAUUUCCCUUUAUGGCCUUUAUAAUAGCGUGGACUUGAGGCUGCUAUCACUCUCACUGAUGGAGACCGAGCAGAGGAAGGAACUGUUUAACGUUGACUUUCACACAGUUGUUGUCCGUCUUCUCUGUGACGGACACCGAGGGGAUCGCUGAUGAAUAAUCUUGUCAAUGACUUUGAUGGAUGGACACACAGGCAUUAACGCAGAUACUGAAGAUGUGUUUUUCAACGUUAUGUGCCAUGUGCGGUUCGUCUCAUGGACUCCUGUUUGGGAGAAAAAUCCCCUGAUUUGUAUUUCUUUCAGUUAGAAACACAAGAGCGAUCUGUGAUGGAUAUUCUGUUCAUGAUGUGCAGAUGCAGUCUCUGAGAACUGGCUAUUAGAGUCAGCAAUGUUUCUUUCACUGCGUUCUUGUCAUUCAAUCGCGAGGAGUUUCUGCUGUCGGUCGGACAAAACAAGAAGAAGAAAACAAAACCUUUAUUUUCAGACAUUUUAUAGACCAAUUAAUCGAGAAAAUAAUCCACAGAAUGAUUGCAUUGUGUAAUAAAUGCCACUCUUACCCAAAGUGGCCGGACACAAAGGAGAAUACUUUCUCUGAAGGAGCUGCAUCUGCAAAGGAACAGAACAUCUACUUUUUUUUUUUUUUUUACUCUCUAAUCAUCUUCCAUGUCGUUCCUCUUUAAAUCAGCAGAAGUCACAUCUUUUGCACCGUGUUAAGGUCCUCUGAUAGUUCAGUUUAUAAUCUUUAAUGGAGUUUGGUUCUUUUAAAUGUAACACAUUUGAAUUGAGAACUUUGAGAGACAUGAGGAGUGUGCGAUGAAGAUAAGUACCUGGGAGAGACACUUGAGGGCAGCAUCACUUUACUUCUCCUCUUCUACUGUUUUUGUAGCUUCGCCACAAAUAUCUUAUUAACGUCUAUAUACUAUACAGAAUAGUGCAAAAGAAAUAGAGCCAAUAUCCAUUGUUGCAGAUUAUAUGUGAAAGGGCUUCAGAUGGAACAGUUUCAAGUAAGAAAGAUUAAUCAACGAUUAUUCACACAUAGCAUUUUAUGUUCGGCUAAAUAUAUUAUUUCUUUUAGUGACAUUCAUCAUGUUUGUGCAAUUUAUUUUUAAUUCCGCAUUAUGCCAGAACAUUUAUAAAAGAUUAUUUUAUCUGCGAGGAUGUGAAAUGGUUUGAGCAGAGGGUUUUUUUCUCUUUUUAAAUCUGUCGACAUGAGCCGUGAACUUCCACUCAGUCGAAGCAUCAUUCAAGAAACGGUCAGCUGUUCUCCAUGUAACUGUGGCUUACUGUGAAGGUUGGCAUGAAGGGAGGGGGGAACUUUAAACAAAGACAAAGUUGUGCUUCAGUCCACAUUUUAUUUAGGAAUGUAAAAGACAAUUCCUUCUGCUCAAAAUAAGAAAAAGAAAUAUAUAUUUUUCAAAAAAUAAGAUGAAAGUAUGAAUAUGGAAGGUAAAAGAAUCCAUAAAUACACAAUGAAAAAAUAAAUAAAAUCAAUGUUUGUUGUGUUCUGUCAGUCCAAAUGCAAUAUAUUAUUAACUACUGAAAACAGUUUGUUCUAUAUAUUACACUUUUAAGUAGGCAUGCUAUCAUUGCUCUAGAAAAUACCUUAUUCACAGUAAAACAAUAGUCAGUGUGAUAUAAGAUUUUGCAAAAUCUACAGUAUAUCUCAGGUCAGAAAAGAAUCCACAGACGCAAAAAACUGUUUACAAAGCAAGAAGCACAGCAAAUCUAGAUUUAUCUACAGUCAUUAAAAUGUGUCAGGAAAUCAGAAAUACUUCAGUAUUGCAAAAGCUUUGCCGCACACUCACACACACACACACACACACACACACACACACACACACACACACACACACACGUACAAUGGCAAUGCACUGAAGCUUAGAGGAAGCUCCGUUUACACAAGAACAGGAAAGUCUGGAUUUUAAUCUGAAGUGAUUCAGCGAUAAAAAGAAAAA
Molecule: messenger RNA, 6156 nt
Organism: Cottoperca gobio
Lineage: Eukaryota; Metazoa; Chordata; Actinopteri; Perciformes; Bovichtidae
Gene: jak1
Product: Janus kinase 1
Exons: 25
Coding region: 255-3794 (1179 amino acids)
Biological process (GO): intracellular signal transduction; cell differentiation; tyrosine phosphorylation of STAT protein
Cellular component (GO): cytoskeleton; membrane; cytosol
Molecular function (GO): ATP binding; non-membrane spanning protein tyrosine kinase activity; growth hormone receptor binding
Source: RefSeq, a predicted model, not a curated record